AUGUUCGCACUUCGGCAAAUUGUACAAGAUCCAACUACAGUCUCUGAGGUAAUUAGUGCUGUUAAAGACGUAGCUCCUUAUGUUCUUGGUGUAACUGCUACAACUGUCGUUACAUGUAAACUCUCAGCACAAUUCAAAACGUGGUUAGAAAAUAAUAAGAAGGAAGUUGAAGAAAGCGAAAAAGAUCGAAAUGGCGAGCCAACACCAGCGGUACCGCGUGGCGUCAAGUUUACCAAAGGUUACCAAGCUCAAUCUGGUAAAACAUAUUGGGAACGUGCGACUGAUGGCGAUUUAUUUGUCGAAAAUGUUGCACAUUCCAAGCCGCAUUUUGAAGUGUACUGA
Didymodactylos carnosus is the source of this 342-nucleotide messenger RNA. NCBI's taxonomy places the organism in Eukaryota, Metazoa, Rotifera, Eurotatoria, Philodinida, Philodinidae. The record is from the annotation of a GenBank genome assembly.